AUGGCCUUUGCGUGCAAACACUGCGACAAGAGCUUCGAUUCGGAGCAGCGGGCGCAACUGCACCGGCGCUUCAUUCACCCGGACGCCAACGAGCCCGUGAAGCAGAGCUCGUCUGGGUGCUGCUCUUGCUUCGCGUUCCUCACGAGGCCGGAGCCAAAGCCCGAGCUGGAUGAUCAGCACCCCAGCGCCCGGGCAGGUGAGAGGCAGAAGGUGAAAGUGGAGUACGAGGAUUCAGGUCCAAAGCCUCUGGUGGAUCCUGAGAGCUGCAUGUGCAACAAGCAGCCCUGCGCCGCCUGGCAUCGUCUGCCGGCCUUGUUUGUGCGGAAGAAGCACGAUCUGCGCCGAAAAGAGCAGCUGCGCAGGCAGCUGCAGAGCGUCACGGAUGAGCGCGACGAGGCCCUUGCUCGAGACUGGAGCCACGUGGAGCAGGCCCGGCAGCUGCAGGAGCUCCAGGGCGGCCUGCAGGCGGAGUGUGAGCGGCUUCGCUCUGGCUUGAGGCAUGAGGAGGAUGGCAGGCGUGCCUUGCAAAUGAGGGCGGCACAAGCUGAGCACAUGGAGGCCCAACACAAGGACUUUGGCGCGGAACUGCAGGAGCAAAGGAACUCCAGCAGAGAUCUUCAGCUCCGGGUGCAGGAACUACAGCAGCACAAGUUGCAGCUGGAAGCUGACCGCGGCAAGCUCUGGAGUGAGCUGCAGCAGCAAUUCAGCAGCCAAGGACAGCUGCAGCAGCAGGAGCAGCUGCAGCAACAGAGGCACAAGCAGCUGCUAACAGAGCUCCAGGAGCUGCAACAGCACAAAGAUUUGCUGGAAGCCGACCGGAGCAAGCUCUGGAGUGAGCUGCAACAGCAGAGCAGCAUCAACGGCGAGUUGCAGCAGAAGGAGCAGCUGCAUUCGCAGCAGGAAGAGAGGUGGUCUCUGGAGGCUCAGGAGCUUCAGAAGCAGUCGCAGCUGGUGGAAGAACUCAGGAGUCAGCUGCAGUCGGAGCGCCUGGCGAGAAACAGGCUGCAGGAGGAGGUGGAGGGUGCGGAGUCCAGCCGCCAGCAGGAGGAGCUGCAGGCGCUGCGCACGCAGUGCACGCAGCACGCCAAGGCCGCCGGCACCGCCGCGGUGUCGCGGCGCAACCAGUGCAUCUUGCACAAGCAGCAGCUUGAGAAUAUGCAGGAGGAGUACCAGGAACAGCUGCAAGCACUCAACAAGCAGCACAUGCAGCAGCUCACGGUGCAGCAGCACAUGCUCGACCCAGAAAGGCUCUCCACUUUUGUGGAUGACUUGCUGGAUGAGAUCAGCCACCUCCAGAAGCGCCUGGCGGACGCGGAGGGCAGGCGGCGCGAGGUGCCGAAAGGAGCCGUGCCUCUGGAAGCCGCCAGCUUGCGGCUGGCCAAGAUGCGCCAGCGCCUGGCUGCAAACCGGGGAGAGGAGGAGCUGCCUACUCCAGCCCGGCGCCCAUCCGAGCGUUCAAGGACCCCCUCUGCUGAGCGCACACAGAGGGUGUGGCUGGAGCCACCGCGGCUCAGAUCAAGGAGCCCCUCCACGGAACGCGGCAGGCAACAGACAAGUUCCUGCACGAGGAUGAUCGAGCCAGUUGUGUACAGGCCAUACACCCUCGAGCCAGUUGCGAGGGGCGCGCAGGAGCAAGACCCGCAGGAGUGCCAGUCCGGCGAUGCAAGUGCCCGAACGGACGAGACGCUAUUGCCAGAGGCCGAGGGCUUCGAGGCGGAGAUGUGUGACCACAUUGACAAAGGGGAGGAGAACUUCGUGGCCGCAAAGGCGCCUCAGGAGAAGAAGCAUGCUAGCACACCGCCAGAGAAGGCGCGACUCCAGGAGUUCGUGAAGGACUUUGCCAAGUGCGCCAUCCGCGGAGUGCCGUGCCGGGUACUGGACCCGAAGACAGGACAGACGGAGGAGGCUGCAUACUUUCUGGAUCCCCAGAUCCAGAGGAUGAUGCUGAAGCGACCUCAAACUCCCGAAACGGUGCUCGCAAGCAUCCGCGUGGAAAACAUCAAGGAUGUUGUGGAUGCGGAUGCUGGCGUUUCUCAGGCAAUCUCCAAAGCAGAGGCUGACAGGUUGGCUGUCCUGACCUUCCGGAAUGGCGAACCGAGCAUAUUCCUGCUGGAGGGAACGGUCGUGGACCGGGACCGAUUCGUGAUGUGUGUCAAGAUCUUGAGGCUCUACGCGCAGAUGCAGGUGCUCCCAGCCCUGGUGGCGAAGGGGGCAAAGAUCGCCACAAACUUCUCACAGGUUGUGCUGAUUUUGCUGAUGCAACCCGACUUUAUGACCCAUGUCAACACCGCAGAGCCCAAAAGGCUGGAGGUGUCAGGCAUGACCUGCUGCACGCUUGAAAGAGGUCCAGAAGGUGAUGUCCCGCUGGCAGCGCGCUAUGACAAGACCAGGAAACAGAGGUGCCGGGACGUUGUGGAGAAGGAGGCCAUCUCAGUUCUGCAGGCUGUGCAGUAUUGGUGCACUGGCUUUGGCGGAAGUUUCCCAGCCACCAGCUGGACUCCGCUGUCCUUCACGGGGGAGGCCCCCAAGCCGCUGUAUGGGCACACAGCCACCUACUGCCCGACUGCUGGCGGCGGGGCGAUGAUCGUUUUCGGCGGCUACAACAGAGUUGCCGACCUUUGGCGUUUGGACUUCCAGGAGCAGAGAUGGCAGCUCCUGAAGCCGGCGGGGGCGGCUCCACCUGCGCGACGUGGCCACAGCGCCACGUUUUGUGCCUCGACGGACUCCAUCCUGGUCUUCGGGGGCUUGGUUGAUGGUCGCCGGGAAACGAUGUGUGGAGAUUUAUGA
Effrenium voratum is the source of this 2787-nucleotide messenger RNA. The record is from the annotation of a GenBank genome assembly. Lineage: Eukaryota; Dinophyceae; Suessiales; Symbiodiniaceae.